UUGGUAUAAAAAAGGAAGAUAUUUCUCUAAACAUAAGUUUGGAGUUGGACGAUGGCAUUUUUGUAUGAAAUUUGGUUAAGGGGGUCUGUAAAGCCCUAAACUAGGCGGUUAUUACUUUUAACGAAAUCUUUUAUGUAAUCACCGGUGGACAAUUUUCCGGUGCCUCCCGUGUCCGUACCCAAAAUCCCAGAAAUCUUUCAGCUUUUCCAUCCCGAAACGUAUCGAUAAAAAUGGCGUUUAGAGGAAGAGAAAUGAUUAAUAACAUAAUGAAAAAGGUAGGAGAGAAGAACUUGGCUCCGGGAGUGAAAGACUCUCUGAAAAAAUAUGUGCCCGACUCUAAAAUCGUAAUGGGUCGGGCCAAACGGGGCAUAUUCGCCGGUCGUCAUAUUCGAUUCGGCAAUAGCGUCAGUGAAGACGGAGGAAACAAGACAAGGAGGACAUGGAAGCCGAAUGUCCAGGAUAAGCGACUUUUUAGUUACAUCCUAGACCGUCAUAUUCGAGUGAAAGUGACAACCCACGCCCUUCGUUGCAUAGACAAGGCUGGUGGGAUCGAUGAGUACCUGCUGAAAACACCUUACCGCAAAAUGGACACAGAAACAGGUCUCUUCUGGAAAACCAAAAUUGAGAAGCUUUAUGGAGAACUUGGGAACACUGAGGUCCUCUUCUUUUCACCUGAGGAUGAAGCCAAGUUUGAACAGGAAUUCAAAGAAAUGAAGAUAGCUGAGAGGGCAGCUCGUAGUGAAGCUAGGAGAAGGGCAUCUGGUUGGCCAGAUAAACUAAAGCAGAUUGAAGGAGGAGCAGACACCAAAGAAUGGAGAUCACAUGAUGUUGGAGAUCAUGAGAAUGAAAAAUUUGCUAAUUUGUAAGUCUUGCUUGAUGUUGCUUAGACUUCAAUCAGUUUUGUUUUUCCCUCCAUAAUUUAAUCAUAAUUUUGUUGUGUUGUUGAGAAAACAAGUCAAUAUAUUUUAGAAAUAACAAGGAUUUUGUUGUUGUAUAUAUGUAUAUGAAUCUUAAAUAUUUAAUUUUAGUUCUAUUUUGCAAA
Messenger RNA from Cannabis sativa, 1042 nucleotides. RefSeq lists its product as uncharacterized. The coding region runs from base 231 to 866 and encodes 211 amino acids. The record is from RefSeq and is a predicted model, not a curated record. Gene Ontology annotation, molecular function: structural constituent of ribosome. The transcript is spliced from 2 exons. NCBI's taxonomy places the organism in Eukaryota, Viridiplantae, Streptophyta, Magnoliopsida, Rosales, Cannabaceae. Gene Ontology annotation, cellular component: mitochondrial large ribosomal subunit.